UGUACAAAAGUGAUCAGUUUGCUUUUACUGUUGAUUGUAGGGUCACGUCAAUUUAUCACGCAAUAAUUUCGAUUUAUAUUCCGCUGUGAAACAUAUUAAUUCCGCGUUGGUCAAAUAAGAUUUUUUAUAAAUAGUGAGGAAAAAUGAGUGUAACCAGUGUAGUUUGAAUAUUAUUUGGGACGCAAGAAUAAAUUGUGAUAUUGUGAAAAUGAAUGGUAAAAAGCACAGUGAAACGGGCACUUUCUCGCCCGAUGGUAUGCGAGCCGAAAUAUUAAAUCCAUUUGUACAUAAAUUGGAAUUAGACAAUACGUAUGAUAAAAUUCGGACGGCGAUCUUCACUGUCAUCCUCCUUCCGUUUCGUGUGAUCGUCAUCUGUUACCUGAUCGUGACGGCUUGGUUCCUUGCUUGCAUCGGCCUUUAUGGCUUGAGCGAGGAAGACUUGCGGAAAAAACCCAUGACUGGCUGGAGAAGCAAACUGCGCUUCUCGAUUCUAUCUCUCGUACGAUUGGUGGUGGUGGCUGCUGGGUUCCAUCGCGUCCGGGUGGUGGGUCGUGAACAUCUUCCAAAGAGUCCACGUGACGCGCCUGUACUGGUCAUCGCGCCACACUCGUCGUUCUUCGACGCAAUUGCUAUAGUCUGCCUUGGAGCUCCCAGCGUGGUCGCGAAGGCUGACACCGCGAGGCUGCCCUUUAUAGGACAACUCAUCAACUACACUCAGCCUGUUUAUGUAUGGCGAGAUGAUCCUAACUCUCGGCAGAACACUAUCAAGGAGAUUAUCGAGAGGGCCACCUCUAAAGAAGACUGGCCUCAGGUUCUAAUCUUCCCGGAAGGUACGUGCACAAAUCGGUCAUGCUUGAUCACGUUUAAGCCAGGGGGCUUCUAUCCCGGCGUGCCAGUGCAGCCCGUCACCAUCCGCUAUCCCAACGCGCGGGAUACUGUCACGUGGACGUGGGAGGGACCUGGCGCACUGAAACUCUUGUGGCUGACUCUAACGCAAGUGCACAGUUCGUGCGAAAUCGAGUUCCUGCCGGUUUACUACCCGAGCGAAGAAGAGAAACGGGAUCCCAAGUUGUACGCAAGGAACGUCAGAGACGUCAUGGCUAAGGCUCUAGGCGUGCCAGUUCUCGACUACACUUAUGAUGACUGCCGUCUAAUAGCAAGGGCGAAGCAGUUAGGAAUUCCGUGUGCAUCCGCCAUCAGAGAGAUCAGCGAAUUGAGGGCGCAACUGGGUUUGGAUCGUUCACACCUCGAGGUUCACUUGGCAUCUGAAGGUCUUAAAGGAAAGAAAAAAUGGCUUAACAAAGAAGAGUUCGCCCAAAGAUUAGGAGUGCCGUACGAUAUCAAUUCUCAGAGGCUCUUCGAUAUAUUUGUUCAAAAUUCGAGCGGUUUGGUGAAUUUCGCAGACUACAUCCUGUGCGCCAUGUUCCUGUCGGUCCCGCACGCGCCGCUGUCGCACAUCCUCUCGUGUACUUUCAGGCUAUACGAUGAAACACACACGGGUUUUAUAAAAUGCGACACAUUUGAAGAGAUAGCGAUUCGGGUUCUCGGACUUUGUCGAGAAGACGCGCAGAACACGUUCAGACAGGUAGACCUUGACGAAAAGGGAUACAUUACUUACGAGGAAUUUAUAAAAUUCGCGCAGGAGAAAAACGAAUAUGCAUUCUUAUUUGUCAGCGAUAAUUCUUUCAAGCCGAAAACGAAACCGAAAAACCAGUGAGAUUCGGAACACAUACCGACUGUCUGCAGGCAAGUACCAUAGAUAUUAUUUUAAUUCAAUAAAUCUGUGGUACAUUAUUUUAAUUUAUUAAAUUAAAUUUCGUAAUUUUAUUUAUUUUUAGAAUAUUUUUUAUGUAGCAACACUCAGUUUUAUCUGUAGCAACACUAAACGUUUAUAAUGAUUGAAGUUACUAAUAUAUUGCAACUUAUUUCAAAUCAAUACAAAUCUUUAAAAAAAAAUUGUAAAAAAUAUUGCAAUGUUAAAAAUUAAUUACAUAACUCGUUAAAAUUAGAACAAAAUAAAUUCUGUAGAAGAAAUCUUAAAACAUCUCAACUUAGAAUGUAGAUAAACAGUAGAAAAAUAUUAUGAAUAGAAAAAAAAAUCAUCAAAUUAAGAAACAUUUGAAUAAAUCUAGAAUUGAAAACUCAUAGUGCUUUUGUGUAAAGACGGACACAGAUUAUACAAUUUAAUAGUUGAAUCGCAUUUGCUUAAAUAAACGUCAUAUAUUUAAUUUUGUAAAUCGUAUCAAUAAUUGUGGAUAAAAUAAUUUGAAUCCUCGGAAAUAACGCGGAUAGUCCUGGGACGUUCUUUAUUCAAAUUUCGCGCCAAAACAGUUCUUAUCACGUUUAUUAACAGCCUAAAACUCACAUAUUGUUUUCCAAAAAUCUACUACAUGUUCGAAAAUACUUCAGAUGUGAAAGAAAGAUUCUCGGAGAAGUUAUUGUUUUUAUUUUAAAUAUUUUCCGGUCACAAUUAUGUUUUCUUAAUGAAACAUCCCGAAAUUAACAAUCUUUUUGAUGUGUUAUCUGUGAAGUUAGUUAAAGAUAGUUUUGAAUAUCGAGUUUAAUAAUUAGAAGCUUUUCUCGAACGUUCCUCUAAAUUUAUUCGUCCACUACAAUAAAAGUCUCUCUUUGUCAUAGAGGUUUAUCACAAUUCUUGAAAUGAUUUAAAAAUUAAAUAUCGAUUAUAAUAUGCUUAAUAGAUUUUUCGUAGAACUUCUGAAUUAAUUUAAGAUUCGUUCAAAUUAGUUGUUCAGCUGACCUGCAGUCAGGUGGUGUGUGUAGAAUUAAUAUUAUUAUUGUGAAUAUUUUCGUACUCUUAGAAUUAUAAGAUAUUUAAAAAAAGUCGUUCGUAGUAGUUUAAAAUAACGCUUUAUUACGAUUAGUACAAAUGGUUAAUAUUCUCUAAAGAACAGCUUCCGAUAAAAUUGUUCGGUUAAAAUGUAAUUCUUUUUUUUUUAAAGUAAAAUUACAUGUACAUUUUGUACAGUUUGUAAUAAAAAUGGACGAUACAAAUUUAAUCAUAAGCUUGUAUAAUUAAUUAUUACUUUUGAUUACG
Messenger RNA from Vanessa atalanta (red admiral), 3055 nucleotides. It is a transcript of the gene LPCAT, whose product is annotated as lysophosphatidylcholine acyltransferase. Gene Ontology annotation, molecular function: calcium ion binding. Lineage: Eukaryota; Metazoa; Arthropoda; Insecta; Lepidoptera; Nymphalidae. The transcript has 11 exons. The record is from RefSeq and is a predicted model, not a curated record. The coding region runs from base 209 to 1717 and encodes 502 amino acids.